AUGGGGUUCUUCAGUCCAGGUGAUUCGGAGAAUCGCUAUGUGGGUAUAUGGUACAAGAACAUAUCUGUUAGGACUGUGGUGUGGGUAGCUAACAGAGAAGCUCCUUUGACUGGUGCAUCAAGUAUCUUGAAAGUAAUUGAGCCAGGAAUUCUUGUCCUUGUCAAUGGUACUAACAGUGUUGUAUGGUCAACUAAUACCUCUAGAUCUGUGCAGAAUUCUGUUGCACAAUUGCUGGAUUCGGGGAAUCUUGUUGUGAAACAAGCUGAUGAUGAUAACCCAGGAAAUUUCCUCUGGCAGAGUUUUGAUCACCCAAGUGAUACACUAUUACCAGGCAUGAAGCUCGGUUGGAACUUUAUAACUGGCCGAGAGGUGUACUUGUCAUCAUGGAAGAACGAGGAGGAUCCAGCUCCUGGUGAUUAUACAUAUCAUUGUGAUCCUUCUGGAUAUCCACAAAACAUCCUGAAGAAGGGUUCAGAUGUUGUGUAUCGGUCUGGACCGUGGAAUGGUCUUCAUUUUAGUGGGGCAAUUAGCUCAAGAGACAGUCCUUUGUAUACAUUUGGGAUAUUCUCAAGUAAGACGGAUGUGUAUUUUGGAUUUUAUCUCACAUCUUCGGUUAUCACAAGGUUGACACUAAGUCAGAAUGGUGCAUUACAGCGUUGGAUUUGGGGUGACCGUGCACAGGAUUGGAUCCCUUACCUCUCAAUACCCACAGACAACUGCGAUGUUUACAAACUCUGUGGCGCAUAUGGUAGCUGCAACAGUCAAAAUUCUCCUGUAUGUGGAUGCUUAGACAAAUUUGUGCCAAAACAUGAUGAAGAUUGGCAAAAGGCAGAUUGGUCAAGUGGCUGUGUUAGGAGGAUUGAACUAAACUGCCUCCAGGGAGACAUAUUUUUAAAGUAUUCGCAUAUGAAAUUGCCAGACACACGAAAUUCCUGGUCCAAUGUGACUAUGACACUAGAAGAAUGCAAGACUAUAUGCUCUAGAAAUUGCUCUUGUAUGGCUUACUCAAAUAUUGACAUACGCAAUGGAGGAAGUGGAUGCUUAUUGUGGUUCAAGGAUCUGCUUGACAUUCGACAGCUAUCUAAAGAGGGACAAGAUAUCUAUAUAAGAAUAGCUGCUUCGGAAUUAGAUAGUCUGGAGAAAUCAGAUGGUGAAAAAGGAAGAGCACUAUACUGGAUUCUUCCAUUAUCCGUUAGUUUAGUUCUAGUAAUCCUUAGCAUAUUGCUGAUAUGCCACAGAAGAAGGAAGAAGGCUUUAAAGCUUACAACGAAAGCUGCAGAAAAAUCGAGAUACAGCGGAAGUAUCAAGCAGGAUUACAACAGUGGUAGUUGCACUGAAGAAUUUGAGAUACCACUGUUUGACUUAUCUACCAUAACUAAGGCUACCGAUAACUUUUCAGUAAACAGAAAGAUUGGAGAGGGGGGCUUUGGUCCUGUUUAUAAGGGAAUACUUGAAAAAGGACAAGAAAUAGCUGUCAAGCGGCUGUCUAAAACAUCCACGCAAGGAGAAGAUGAGUUCAAGAACGAAGUGGUAUAUAUUGCCAAACUUCAGCAUAGAAAUCUUGUGAAGAUUCUUGGAUGUUGCUCUGAAGGAGAAGAAAAAAUGUUGAUAUAUGAGUACUUGUCAAACGGAAGUCUUGAUUCAUUUAUAUUUGGUGGCAGACAAAGCAGGAUAUUAGACUGGUCUGAGCGAUUUCACAUUAUCAAUGGGAUUGCUCGGGGACUUGUGUAUCUGCAUCAAGAUUCUCAACUGCGGAUAAUUCAUAGAGACCUGAAAGCUACUAACAUCUUGCUAGACAAUGAUAUGAAUGCAAAGAUAUCAGACUUUGGUAUAGCAAGAUGCCAUGAAGAGGAUGGUAAUGAAGCCAUGACAAACCGAGUUAUUGGAACAUACGGGUACCUCUCACCAGAAUAUGCGCUAUAUGGGCAAUACUCUGUAAAAUCAGAUGUGUAUAGCUUUGGUAUCUUAGUACUGGAAAUUGUGAGUGGAAAAAGCAACAGACGAUUCGCUCCUUCAAACCUUAACCGUAGUCUAAUUGGGCAUGCAUGGGAACUCAACAAGGAAGGUAGGUCAAUAGAACUACUUGAUGAACGCGUAGGUGAUUCUUGUUCUACACCUCAAGAAGUGGUACGAUCAAUUGGUGUUGGUCUAUUAUGUGUCCAAGAACGUCCAGAUGAUCGUCCAAGUAUGUCUUCCGUAGUUCUAAUGUUAAACAAUGAAGGUACGCUGCCUCAGGCUAAACUACCAGCUUUUUACAUGGAAGGAGAUGCAUCAGAUACUGAAUUACAUUCUAGCCAAUUUGCACAUAGUACAACGGGUGACACCCCGUUAGAAAUUAGAUGAAAAGCAGAGAACACUAGUUAACUUGUUUGAAACAAUUUCUUUCCAAGCUUGCAGUCUAACAAAAUAUAGUUGACUCUUCCUCUCAGAAUAUAUAUUUGACAUUUUUUCCA
Solanum stenotomum is the source of this 2453-nucleotide messenger RNA. Its product is annotated as G-type lectin S-receptor-like serine/threonine-protein kinase At4g27290. Bases 1 to 2343 code for a protein of 780 amino acids. Lineage: Eukaryota; Viridiplantae; Streptophyta; Magnoliopsida; Solanales; Solanaceae. The transcript has 7 exons. Gene Ontology annotation, biological process: recognition of pollen; protein phosphorylation. Gene Ontology annotation, molecular function: protein serine/threonine kinase activity; ATP binding. The record is from RefSeq and is a predicted model, not a curated record.